This is a messenger RNA of Gamsiella multidivaricata, 1330 nucleotides long. RefSeq lists its product as uncharacterized. The transcript has a single exon. NCBI's taxonomy places the organism in Eukaryota, Fungi, Mortierellomycota, Mortierellomycetes, Mortierellales, Mortierellaceae. The record is from RefSeq and is a predicted model, not a curated record. Bases 78 to 1178 code for a protein of 366 amino acids. Gene Ontology annotation, biological process: regulation of DNA-templated transcription. Gene Ontology annotation, molecular function: DNA-binding transcription factor activity.
UUCUUUCUUUCUUUCUUUACUUUGCUCUGCUCACUCGUGUUCUUCGUACCUCUACCUCCAUCCCCCACACUGCAACCAUGUCCUUGACCUCGGCAAACGUGUCCUACCCUCCGCACUUGCCAAUGCCCCAGCAUCGUCAGCAGUUGUCCUAUCCUCACUCCUACCCUCAUCAUCCCGAUAUCUCGCCUACCAUGAGCCACGAUUCCAUCUCGAGCAACUCCUCUGGGCCAGUGUCUCCUCCGACUGAAUCCUCGCAUCCUCUCUACAUCUCCACAACUACACACCACCACUCUCACCCCCACCAGCAACAACAACACCUGUCUUCAUAUCACCAUGAUCCCUACCAGGCACCAUCGCCACCGUACUCAUAUCCUCACAGAUCAGGUUCCACAGAACUCGCCCAAAAGCCCACUCUCCCCUACCCUCGUCCGUCUCACACCUACUCGACAUCAUCCCAUCGUGCACACCCAUACUCGCCUUCUACUCUGCCCCCAUUAACAGGACGUGUACCUCUCUCGCCUCAAAGCCCUGUCGACUCUACGGCUCCAUAUCCCAUGCCCAACGCCAACCGAGACGAACGACACCGCUACCGGACUGCGUCGCCUAUGUCUGCGUCUCCACCACCUUCAUCCAGCCCGACCUCCAGCGUUCUAUCGUCAGCAGCACCUCUCUCUGCCAACGACCGGAGAGAACGCAAUAAGGCUGCUUCGGCCAAGUACCGGGCAAAGAAGCACUACCAAUCGGGCGAGAUGCGCUCCCAGAUCACAGUGCUGCAAGAUCAGAACAAUGUCAUCACACGACAGCUCGAGGAGUGCAGGGCUGAGAACGCCUCACUCAAGAACAUGGUCGAAAAGCUGAAGGGACGUCUUGUGGCGGAGAAGGUCCUGAAGCGACUACGUGAAGUCGGUCGCGAGAAGAAACGCCGUGGCAGUGGUGCUGGUCAUGCCGCCAAGGUGUCUGCUCAAGACCUGGCUGUCAGCGACAGUGAGGUAGAUGACGAUGAUGAUGAUGUUGUUGAUGCUGUAGAGAAGGCUGUUGAGGAUGAUGAUGAAGAGGGGAUUGAGGAGAACGAUGCUGUCCUGGCCGGGAUUGAGAAACGCUCGAGCGAGAGGAAAGCUCAUAGCCGCCGUAGAGCUGUGCGGACGAACGAUGACGAUGAGGACUACCGUGAGGACUAAUACUCGAACACCAAACGAUCCUUUGAGUCCAAUUCCUCCAUCUUCCUCUUCACUCUAACAUUGUAAUAACACCUGUAUAUUUCCUCUCGCUUUUCGCUGCAUCGACUUGCAUAAACAUAUAAUGAACCAUAAUAAACCUCAGUUGAGAAAGG